UUUUAUACGUGCUGCACCACCUACAACUCCUAUUGUAGCUUCACAUCGGGUUUAUUAAGAUUUAUAUGUAAUCAUCAUGGAUGGAGACUAUGAGAAAAUUCCCGGGAGGAAAAAAGGCACCACAGUUUUGGUUGAUCUCCAUAACUGGGUUUAUUACCACAAGAAUGGCCAUGGUAGAUAUAGGUGUUAUUCUUAUGUAUUGGAAGGAUGCUCUGCAGGAAUUGUAGAGGACGACGAUGGUAUUUUUGUGCCUACGGGACCACCACACCACCAUGCCAACCAUAAACGCGAGAUUCACCACAUGAUGCUCGUUCAAGCUAUCAGAGUGAGGCUUCAUAAUGAGCCACGGUCGAUAAAGGAAAUCUAUGACGAAGAAGUGGAAAGAAUGAAUAUCAGAGAUGUUACAUUUGCCACCAUACGCUCUACCCUUCAACGCGAACGGCGUUCUCGGCAGCCACCUAAUCCGCUAUCUGUCAUCGAUGCCGAUAACUUAAUCAACGAAUUUCCCAUGUACAGCUUUUAA
Molecule: messenger RNA, 523 nt
Organism: Daphnia pulicaria
Lineage: Eukaryota; Metazoa; Arthropoda; Branchiopoda; Diplostraca; Daphniidae
Exons: 5
Coding region: 77-523 (148 amino acids)
Source: RefSeq, a predicted model, not a curated record